AUGAGAAAUGUGCGUCAGAGGCAUGAAUUAGAUGAGCUUCAAGCAGACUUAGGGAAGCUUGCUGGAAGCUCAGCUCUUAAUGAGGUGAAAUUUACUUGUGGAGUCUGCAAGAAACCGUAUUUUAUCAGUACUAAGUCCAGCAGAACCACCCAAGGGAAGGUCAAUUACUUCAAAAUCACACAUUUCAAUAAGUGCCAAAGAAAUUACGAGAAAGCACAGCGUUUAGUGAAAAACAACCACACCCUGGACAGCCUUUGGAAAAAAGGAAAUUGUGAACGACUUUCUUCAGCAUCAAGCAGCAAUUCCAUGUCACAAGAUGAGCAGGAGGACUUUACUGGUGCUGAUGCCAUAGAAACAGGCUCUGACAAGUAAAAACCUUACUGAAGAAUAUAUUGUUGUAUAAAAGAACUUUUUUUUUGGAUGAAAAUCUAGAUUAUUAUAGAACUCAUGCAUAGACAUGUCAUUACCAUGUACCAAUAGAUAAUAUUUGUUGUACACACAAAGAUUGUUUAGCUUUUUCCUUAGAUCUCAAAACCAAUGUC
Pocillopora verrucosa is the source of this 542-nucleotide messenger RNA. The record is from RefSeq and is a predicted model, not a curated record. NCBI's taxonomy places the organism in Eukaryota, Metazoa, Cnidaria, Anthozoa, Scleractinia, Pocilloporidae.